GAAGGAGGCGGCAGCAGCAGCAGCCCAGAGCCAGUUGGUGAGUCAGAGCAGAGAAGUGCACAGGUCGGCUGGCAGCCAGCCUCUCAGCAGUGGGGAAGCUGAAGCCCUCAUCAAGGCUUCCCAUGCUGGCGUGAUGAUACUGUACAAGAAGACAAGGCUGCUGCUGUUCCUCUUAUCCCAGGUGGCUGUCUUGGCCCUCUUCUUGCACAUGUACGGCCACACCACCUUGUCUUUGGCCGACAAAGAGGAGUCCAAGCCCAUGCAUGUGCUGGUCCUCACCUCCUGGCGCUCGGGCUCAUCGUUUGUGGGACAGCUGUUCGGGCAGCACCCUGAUGUCUUCUACCUCAUGGAGCCCGCCUGGCACGUGUGGAUGAGCUUCACGCAGAGCACGGCCUGGAGGCUGCACAUGGCUGUGCGUGACCUCAUCCGGUCCAUCUUCCUGUGCGACAUGAGCGUCUUCGAUGCCUACAUAUCGCCUGGAUCCAGGAAGCUGUCCAGCAUCUUCCACUGGCACCACAGCCGGGCCCUGUGCUCCCCGCCAGCCUGUGGCGUCUUCCCUCGCGACUCCAUCAUCUCCCAGGAUCACUGUAGGGUCCUGUGCAAUCGUGAACCCUUUGAGGCAAUGGAGAAGUCCUGUCGCUCCUACAGCCACAUAGUGCUCAAGGAGGUGCGCUUCUUCAACUUGCAGUCCCUCUACCCGCUGCUGACAGACCCCUCCCUCAACCUGCACAUCGUGCACCUGGUGCGCGACCCCCGGGCUGUGUUCCGUUCUCGGGAACACACGGCGGGAGACCUCAUGAUCGACAGUCGCAUUGUCAUGGGGGAGAACUGGCAGAAGCUCCAGCAGCAGGAACAACCGUACCACACACUGCAGGUCAUCUGCCAGAGCCAGCUGGAGAUCUACAAGGCGGCCCAGUCCUUGCCCAAAGCCCUGAAGCAGCGCUACCUGCUCAUGCGCUAUGAGGACCUAGUCCGGGAACCUCUGGCCCAGACUUCUCGAAUGUAUGACUAUGUGGGGUUGAAAUUCUUGCCUCGUCUCCAGACCUGGGUGUACAACAUUACCAGAGGCAAGGGUUUGGGUGGACAUGCCUUCCAUACCAAUGCCAGGGAUGCCAUCAAUGUGUCCCAGGCCUGGCGCUGGUCCUUGCCAUACGCCAAGGUUGCUCAUAUUCAGGAAGUCUGUAAGGACACCAUGGAUUGGCUGGGCUACUACCAUGUCAGAUCAGAACAGGAGCAGAAAAACCUGUCAACAGAUCUUCUGUCUGCCUGGAAGCCCUCAGAGCACAUAUUCCAAGAGGACUGAUGAGGCUCAAUGUCCACUUGGACUGGCCUCAACCGAGCUCAUUGGAUGCUCAGAGCCUUCACUGGGUCUCUGCAGAUCCCUGUGGUGACCAGGAGCCGAACCCACAAGUGCUCCAGCAGAGGAACUUGGUGUCUGCCGUCCUGUCCAGGAGAGAGACUUGGGAACCUUAUGUGAGCAGCUCUCUCCACCAACAACAUGAGGGGGCUUGCCUUGUGUCUCGACCUUCCCAUCCAUACACACCUCAGAGGUCCUGUGGCCUGGAGGCCCAAGGGGCACCACACAACAUCAGAGGAGUAUCUCGUCCAAAGGGAAAAAAUGGAGUCGGUGAAAACCAGGAAGGGCGACUUUCACCAAAGACUACCCUGGAGCAUUCCUCAGAGACAGUGGCUCCCAGCCCUGGGUUUCACGGGGGGAAACCGGCAUGGAGUAGGAUGCUGACCCAAUGAGCUCAGCUGCCACAGCCACGGGCAGGGGGAUUCACAACUACAGAACAGAACUGGCUCCCAGGUUCCCAAGGAGGCUAGGCCCGAUUUGGAUGUCACUAACCCUCUGCAUUUGCCUGUCACACAGAAGACUUAGACCUGAGACACUGCCAUUCACUAACACUGAGUGUCCAAAAUGAAAUCCUGUCCCCUUUUUGUCUUUUCAAUGCUGCAAGUAAGCGCCCAUUCACAAGGUCUCCUCUAACCCAACACUGUGACCACCUUUGCAGUUUUCCUUUCCCUUCAUAUUUUUGCCAUUAGCUAUCAGCCACAUGCAUAAAAAUUGUGAAUUCAGUGCUCAAUAUCAGAUAGGUCCUAGAUUUGUACCUUUUUAGGAAGUGGCAGAGGGACAGUCACUGGCAUAACAGUUAAGACUGUGAAAUCCCACAUCCCACACUGGGGUGACUGAGUUUGCGUGCCAGC
Molecule: messenger RNA, 2208 nt
Organism: Ochotona princeps (American pika)
Lineage: Eukaryota; Metazoa; Chordata; Mammalia; Lagomorpha; Ochotonidae
Gene: CHST4
Product: carbohydrate sulfotransferase 4
Exons: 2
Coding region: 134-1303 (389 amino acids)
Biological process (GO): N-acetylglucosamine metabolic process; protein sulfation; carbohydrate metabolic process
Cellular component (GO): Golgi membrane
Molecular function (GO): N-acetylglucosamine 6-O-sulfotransferase activity
Source: RefSeq, a predicted model, not a curated record